UAAUCUAAAGCGCACGCUCAAAGAACAAGUCGUGUAAAAAGCGCACAAAUGAUAAAUCGCACCGCGGGUCAACUAUUUGAACUAGAAUUCGCUCCGAUUCCUCGUUAAUGGAAAAAGGACCAAUUUGUGUACAGAAAGAAUGAAAAAUUCAAGACGCGCGGCCAUGGUGAUGGAGAAGAAAGAAGAGCAGGAAGAGGACCAUAGAAGGGAAGCAGUCAUAGCAUCGGCUCCGUCAUUGCAACCCAAUUUCGAGCCGAAAGGAGGCAUCACCCAAGCUCAGCUUUCCAAGUUUCAAGAAUUGCACAGGAGGCGUUUACAGAUAAAAUCAAAAACAAAGACUAAGAAGACAUCAAGAGGAAGUGGUGGCUGGAAUGGAAAAUCUCACAGCAAAGACAAUGUCCAAGAUUGUGCUGAUGAAGAUUCAACUAUAGCAAUUGAAGAGUCCAGUGUUUCCGACUCUGAAAGACACAAUGACAAAAACAGUUCCUCCUUGAAGCAGAACAAUUUAGCAACUCCUAUUGGAUCAAAGCAGCGCCAAAAGUUACACUGGGGGCUUGACACAAAGGAGAGGUGGGAAAGGAAAGCGAACAUGUAAACAUUGCCAUGGAAGUGAAUUGCAGGCAGUUGUUGCAAAAGUGCUCUGAUAUUGGUUAUGUUGCAGAUGUUUUUGCGUUUUUCUUUUUUCUUUUCCCUUUUGUAGCGCAUGUGCUUGUUGAGAGACCAUCAAUCUAGCUCAUACCAUGUAUAUUAUUGAGAGUGUCACCUUCCCCACUGACUGCCGUAUCUCGGUGUGUUGCACAUGUAGUGGUGGAAUAUUUUCUGAGCAAUAUGUGGUGGUGGAAUAUGAAAUGAUUAAUUGUGGAAGAGAGUAGGUUGAUAGAUAUUAAAAACAAAAAAGAAUGAUAGUGAUGGCACUUUCCAA
Carya illinoinensis is the source of this 922-nucleotide messenger RNA. RefSeq lists its product as uncharacterized. Bases 140 to 595 code for a protein of 151 amino acids. The transcript is spliced from 4 exons. NCBI's taxonomy places the organism in Eukaryota, Viridiplantae, Streptophyta, Magnoliopsida, Fagales, Juglandaceae. The record is from RefSeq and is a predicted model, not a curated record.